GACUCUUUUGUUUAUUGCGUUUAAUAACGUUUCAUGUAAAAAUAGUGUUUAAACAGUGAUUUUUAAUUUACCAGAAGUCCCAGUAACAAAAACCAAAAAUGAAUGAAGUAACACUGCCUCCAUCGCCAAAUUGGUACCUGAGUAGCGUGAUGUCUUGCUCGAAAAAUGGAACUGUUGCUUGGGGUUCGAGACACUCGAUUGUGAUUGGCCAUCCGAAAGAAAACAGCAAAAUUCUCGACUAUUCCUAUAUUUUAAAUGCCCACACCGACAGAGUUACGGCUGUCGUUCUUUCUCCUGAAUUCGAAAAACCGGAAAAGCGCCUUCUAGUUUCUGCUGGAGACGAGCACGUCGUUAAAAUUUGGAAUGUCGACACGCUCGCGACAACUUUGACGAAUUCUAUUUUAGACGCAAAACAAAAAGUAAUCGGACUCGAUUGGUCGAAAUGCGAUCCAAAUUUGAUUUGCUACGUGAGUUCCGAAGGCUUCCUCGUCACCUGGAACAUCGCCUUCGACACGAACCAGAUAAUCACCCCGGCCAAAUUAUCGGCAACGUGUAUCGCCUGCUGUCCCCACGAAUCGAAUCUCGUGGCUUUAGGCUCGAAAAAAGGACAGGUUCUGAUCAUUAAUACCCAGGGAUCAGGCAGUGUCGUUUACAAUUUAAGGGGCCACGAUGUCGAAAUUGUUAGUUUGUCCUGGUGUCCGGUCAGUUCCAACAUCAUCGUGGGAAAUGGCGCCAGGGAUUUGCUUCUCGCCUCGGGAGGAAAAGACAGGUCAGUAUUUUUUUGGAGAGCCGGAGGCGAUGGAAGAUACCAGUCCCAAAUAUUUCUUCCUCCAAGUCCAUUGGAUACACAAAAGCACAGAUCAAAACUCGGCGGCGGUUCUUUUAAUUGGACGACCGUUUGCUGGGCAGAACCGAAACUCCUGCUGAUGAGUUCUUCCUUCGGAGAAUUAAUUUCCUGGGAUUUGACGAAAGUCAGCGGAAAAAACAAGCCAGUUUAUAAACUAAUUCACGCCUGUCAUAAUCGAGGAUUGUUCAGUAUUGCGACUUAUACUCAAAUUGAAGACAAAAAUGAGCAGACGAACUGGAGGGAAAAGAUUGCGAGACGAAUUUGGACGUUGGGGCAAGAUCGUCAGGUAAUUUGUUGCGACUUGCUGGAGGACAGAGCCACCAUCGAAUAUCGAAUUCCAACUCAGGGAGGAUUUGUUUAUUGUCUUGCUGCCUGUCCUCUCGACACGACUCAAAUUGCCUUUGGUGCCGGGGAUGCGAUGCUCAGGCUUUGGAAUUUGUCAGAACCGCACGAGUCCCUUUUUGAAAUUGCAACGCUCUGGCAGAAAAUUAUGGGAAAAGUUAGAGCUAUGUCGUGGCACCCCGAGAAGGAAAAUCUUCUCGCUUUCGGAACGGGAGAAGGUCGGAUUGGAGUUUACGAUACAAAUGCAACAAGACCGCCUCUUUUAUACAGACAAUAUCACCGAAAUGUUGUCUAUUCUCUACACUGGGGACCUGCACCAAAUAUUAAAUUAUACGCCUUAUAUUCCUGUGCAGACGGCGAAUUAGUUUUUUACAAUCCAGAGAAGUCAGAUGAGGAACCGAAAUCAGUGAUAAAGAAAGAGUGUACGGAAUUUUCCUGGAAGCCGGAUUACUCAUACAUGGCUGUGGGUUUCGAGCACGGAAAAAUUUCCUUCUUCGAUCGAAAUCUGAAGGAACUCGAGGGCUCGAUUUACAAUCCCUUGAGAACGGCCGUUCACUGUUUGGUCUGGCAUCCAGAAAGUACAGCGACCGACUUGUCGAUGUCGCCUUUGCAAAAUUAUUUAGCAGUCGCUUUUAAUAGUGCCGUAAUUACCGUUUUCGAUAUCUGCGAUUUAAAAUCGAAUCCCGAAGCCAAGGAAAAUGGAGAAGUUGUCCCAGAUUUUUCUAAUCAAGAGGCGAAAGAGCCUGCUGCGGCUUUUUACAGAACGGUUGCCACUUUAUCGGGACAUUCGGAAAGGGUGGUUUCUCUCGCCUGGAGUCCUCAUCAGAGUGGAUAUUUGGUUUCCGGAAGUUACGAUAAUACUGUUCAAAUAUGGAAAGUGGAGUCUCAGGAAUUGUUGGGAACAUUCACAGGACAUUCGGGUCCAGUUUUCUGUUGCAUGUGGAGUCCUUUGGAUCCCGAUUUUAUUAUAACUGGCUCGGCAGAUUUUACCGUAAAAAUUUGGAAACUCUCCGAUCACGAGGCAGUGAUGCCAACAAUUUCAAAAAAGGUCCGAACGAAAAAGAAGAAACACCAGAUUGAAAAAUCGUCGAAAGCCGAAGGCGAGGAGGAGGCAACGGCGGCUUUGAAAGUGAAACAAAGCGAUUCUCAAAAUUCGAUUCACGAGAAGAAAACUGCCACGAAAAAAGACUUGAAGAAAAAAAUCACCACUUUUCCGGUUUAUAACAAGACUUUGAACAAUAAAACAGCAAUUCUCUCUUCUGUGAGGACACUUUUGAAAAGUAUUAAAAGCGAAAAUGAUCCUGAGAUGGAAGAAGUGAAAGAUAAUGAUGAGGAAAAGGAUAUUACGGAAGAGGAAUGCGUGCCUUCUAUUUUUGCGGGGAAGGAAAGUGUUUUGAAAAUUAUCGAUUCAGAAAAAACUGUUUUAAAUUCGUUAGGACAAUACAACUAUAUCUUGGAAUUUGAUGUCUGGAGUAAUAAUCUCCAGCAACAUUUGCAGGAUGCAGUGAAAGGAAAACGCUUGACUGAAUAUCUUGUUUCUCUCGCACCUUCUUUAUCGAUGAAAACCUGGCAGGAAACGUGCGAGGCCUACGCGAUGCAAUUGUUAUCCGAGGGCCACAUAAACAAAGCCGUUUGCUAUCUUCUCAGAAUUCACAGAAAUCACCAAGCCGUUGGGAUUUUUUUGGACGCUAAAAUGUUCAAAGAAGCUUUAGCUCUCGCGACAUUAAAACUCGAUCCCGAAGACCCGGUUGUAGAAAAUAUUUUGAGGGAUUGGGCAAGUACGGCGACGAAGGAAGGAUUCUUCGAAGAAGCUGUUCAAUGUCACUUAAAAUUGAAGAAUUUCACGAAAGCUGCGCAAUUAUUAGCUCGGCGAAAAGACGUUCAUUGUCUCGAUUUAGCUGCCGAAUUGGCAGAAACUGGCGAUGAUCUUGAGCUAAGUGAUUCUCUGGCAGAGCAAGCAAUAAACGAAUCGCUUUUAGUUUCUGAUUUCAAAAUAGCUAACAAAAUAAUCGAUAGAAACCCUCGAAUUCGGUACAGAAAAAUCCAGGUCGCUGCGUUCGAAGAAAUUAAAAAGGCCAUGGAAAAUACGGAUUCUAAAAAAAUUAACGAUUGGUUUCAAGGGAAAUCGACGCUUGGGAUUCUGGAGAAUUUGAAAAGUAUUUACAAAGAUUCCGGAUUUUAUUCCGAACUCGCAAAAGCGGUUUCUUGCUUGCCUCCAAAAGCUGAAGCUGAGCUCUGGAUUAAUGUCAGUUAUCAGAUUUCAAUGGCCGUAAUUUCGGAAAAUGAGAGCCAAUUUUUGAAACACAUUCUCACUUCCGUGGGAAUGAUUUACAAUUUUGAAAAAUCUCAAGAUCGAGCCGAGAGUUCGGAACGAUUUUUGAUAAAGUUUCUGUCAAUUUUGGAUGCGAAAAAUCCCUCGAGUGAGGAGAGUUUUUUUUCCAAAGAGAAUAAAAGGGCAAAAGCUUUGAGAGCUUAUUUAUGUUAUGGAUUAUUGAAUUGGUGCUCUGAGGAAAUUUCGAAGAAAUUGGAUUUGGAAAAUAAUGAAUUUAUGGUUGAUAUGAUCGAGAAAUAUAUUCCGGACCUUUUGGAUAGAGAAACUGUGAAACAUUGGACUGCAAUCAACGAAAUUAGCAAAGUCGAAGCUUCUCUCGCCUUCAGUAUUGGAAAAUCCCAAACUCCCGAAGAUGAGAAUUUGGAUACAGCCUUAAAUGUCGAGCAACUCGACCGACUUCGUUUCGAAAGCAAACAAUUUCUGGAAAAUAGAGUCUCGACACCAAAUUCAUUGGAGGCUUUUGCCAUUUCGUUGGAAUUAAUUGAUCAAAUUUCCAACGAAAAUUUGAAAACAAGGUUGCAAAAAUUAAUAGAUGAUGCGUGGACGAAGGCUACGAAUUAAUUUGUAAAUAAAUUGUCAUUUGGAUCCAUUUGUCGUUUUCCAAAAGCAUCAAUUAAAGUACUUUCAAUCCUUCGUCUUUCAUACGUUGGUAUAUCGUUAAUUAUUAAGUAUUACUAAUUAUUAAUCAUUUUACCAUUUAAUUGAUAAUUAUAAAAUUGUAAUGAAAUCAUUUUCAUGUGAUGGGUAUUU
Belonocnema kinseyi is the source of this 4271-nucleotide messenger RNA. It is a transcript of the gene rig, whose product is annotated as gem-associated protein 5. The record is from RefSeq and is a predicted model, not a curated record. The coding region runs from base 99 to 4082 and encodes 1327 amino acids. Gene Ontology annotation, molecular function: protein binding. The transcript is spliced from 13 exons. Lineage: Eukaryota; Metazoa; Arthropoda; Insecta; Hymenoptera; Cynipidae.